Molecule: messenger RNA, 877 nt
Organism: Glycine soja
Lineage: Eukaryota; Viridiplantae; Streptophyta; Magnoliopsida; Fabales; Fabaceae
Exons: 5
Coding region: 1-633 (210 amino acids)
Source: RefSeq, a predicted model, not a curated record
AUGUCUGUUUUGGCUAGCAUGAUUGAUUGGAUAGAUUAUAGAUUAGAACCGUUAAUGUAUGUUUUUGGAGUUGUGCUCAUCUUCCUCAGUUUUUAUUUUAAAUUUUAUUUACGAAACAAAAAACAGGGAAGAUGUGGUGUUAGUAGACACCAGUCACACUCACACCACACUGGUCUAUUUGCAUUGCUUAGGGUUUUGGAGUGCAUUCGAAUACCUGAGCACAAGGGGAAGAAGUGGUCAACGUUCUCGUUGGUUCUGUGGGUGCUUUUCUUCCUCACACUCAUCCUCAUCCUGCUCCUUGCUCUCGGCAUUGUUUAUCUUCCAACUACCGAUGACGAUUUUCCAACCACGGAUCUCAGCGCCUUCAGGCGCAAGACCUCUCAAAGUGGUGAGAGUUUGGUGGAAAACUCGGAGCAGUGGACCGAGAUUCUCUCCUGGGAGCCAAGAGCGUUCAUCUAUCACAAUUGUCUGAUUGAAAGUCGUAGGAGAUUUCAUAUCAUCCGUUCCUGGGAUCAAGAUGGAUCUCCGCAAAAGUAUUGGCUCAUGAAGCAUAGGUUCUUGAGGAUCUUGAGUUUGUUCUUCAUGAACAACCAAAUUAUCUUGAGUGGGAGAUUCAAUAACAAUAUCUUGUAGAGGUUCUGAAUUUGCUUUAUCAAAAGAACCUGUAUGAAUCGGUUUUGGAAUUGUUACUGAUUCUUCUUCUAGCACAAAGUCUCUAAUCUUAUUCUUCCCCCCAAACUCAAUAUCCUCAAAGAAUGUGGCAGUUCCCGUCUCAAAAAUUGUCUUUAAUUUGGUAUCAUAAAAUUUAUAGCCCCUGGAUCUUUUAGAAUAACCAAUACAGUAGUUACUCACUGUUCAGGAGUCCAAUUUCCUUUCA